AUGGCUCCCUCUUCACCCCCUCCCCAAACGCCAUCGAUUCACACGCCCUCGAUUCACCGCCCCUCGCUCGACGAAUCCGACUCGGACGGCUCCCAAGCGACGCUGCAGCAGCAACAACGCCGCUCUCCCCUGCCCGCCUCGAUACUCUCGCCCUCGUCCGCAAAGUCGCCGACAUCAGCAGACUCGCGCGGUGCCGCUGCGCAAAACUACUCGCGUCCAGGCAUUGUGCGCGAUGCAACACAGAGCCAGAGUCACAUUGGCGCGCAUCUAGGACACCGCCCCCGCCAGCGCUCCCAGGGUUACUUCGAGCCUAGUCUGAGUUCUAUGAAGGAGGGCUCUAUACGGGACCGAGAUAAUACCAUGGCGUCGCAGACCCAUCUUACCGCCUCGCAGAUCGCAGCUCAGGCCGCAUAUGCCUCGAACCCCCAACACAACCGCAAGCGUUCUACCACGAUACCUGCUCCGAAUGAAGCUGUGCCUGCGGGACGGGGCCAGCCGAUGAGUCCGCCGCCUGUGCCGGCGCAGGUCACGUUUAGGACGAAUGGCAUUACGUAUUCGAAUGGAGUUGGGGGAGGCAGGAUGGCCGCGACGAGCGCUGCGAACGCGGCUUUUCCACGGAGUCCGCUGAACUCGCCUGGUAUUGAGGGGACACAACAACCACACGCGUCGCCUAAACUAGUGUCGACGCCUGAGCCGCUCCAGCUGCAGAAGCCGAAGGAGGGGAAGAGCAGGAUAGGCGGGAAGCUGUUCUCGUCCAAGCCGAAGAACAUCAAGGUGGACAACCGGCUAGAUGGCAAGCACCAGGCUUUGCCGUCGCCGGGCAAGAUUGGCAUUGGCAUCCAUAGCUCGCAGGCGCUGAAUCGCAUGAUGAUGGCGGGGUCGACGACGAGCUUGGUUGAUUCCGGGACGAAUAGCAGUAAUGCUUCGUUGUACUCUUCUGCCAACGCGUCGACAUCUACGCUCGUACCUCCACGGAAUGAUUCUCUUCCGGAGAGGAAAGAAGAGAAGCAUAAACACCACUUUUUGUCACGGCAGAAGAACAAGUUGAAAGACCAAGAUGGAUUCGCUCUGCCUUUAUCAUCCGCCAGCAGUAAUUCCAAACCCACAAAUCCCAGCGCGCCAGAGCCGCUGUAUUCCUUCGCUGCGCCGUCAUCGCCAGGUCAUUCGAGUAGUUUUGCGAAUUCAGUAACCGGCUUGGAUCUCCGGCAUGGUGGACGCCAUCUCCGCCGAGCGAAGAAGGAAGAAAAGGCCGCCGCAUUUCUAGACGCGCAACUCGAACCCCCAUAUCGAGAGCGGAACCAGUCGUUUAGCACCGAGCGAUCAGAAUGGCCGUCCCUAGCCAACAGCAUAACCACAACCCCCAACAUGAGCACGCCCAGCCAGACCAUCUCUCACACAACAGAGAUGCUCCACCUAGGCAGUUCCUUUGGCAUCAAUGGCCUCUCGCCCGACGACGCCUGGCCACUACUAAAAGCAAGAGUGCUCUUGAUUUUUGAAGGAGAAGACCCCCGGCCCCCCGUCGAAGAUUUCAACGCCCUAGUAACCGUCCACAUCAAACGCUGUAUCCACAAACGCUCGCCCAUAAUCCUCAUCGAAGACCUCAACGAACUCCUCCAAACGGGAUUUGGUUCUCUGGAUCAAACACUACGACAUGUCCCUGACGACCGCCUGAUCCCGCACUUGGUGGAAAUGUGGCUCGUAGUCUUUACUACCAUCCUGCCCUUCCUGCAAGCCGUGUUCCUACCCCUAGACCUCGAGUUCAGGGGAAGUGGCAUCAUGACGAGUGUCCAGGCGGGCGAGUUCUGGGGCGUCAUGCUACCCGAUGAGAUGAAUACCAAGAGUCCUGAACAUAGGAACAUACCCAUCUUGGGCGAGCUGGAGGUUAGAAGGAUUACGCUGCUCAUGUUUAGGGAUAUUGUUAUUCUACCGCGGUAUGAAGCUCUCAUGGCCAUCUUCUCACGCCUCAGUUUGGAGAAUCUUAAUGCGGGACUGGAAUCUCCGUCUCCGAUUCCUGAUCAUAGGCCUGGGACUGCGGGGAGUGGGUUUGGUGGUGCGGGGGAAAGGGGCAGUGCAGGAGGGGAGAUGGGUAGUCUCAACUCGACGAGUACGUCGAGUGCGGGCUAUCUGGAAAGCACGACGAGUAUAACGAGUUCGACAUUCGCAAACAGCACACGGUCACGUGCGACAUCCAACACAUCCGCCGGAUCCUUCUCCUCAAACCCGAGUUCCCACCCGCCUCCGCAUUACCACCCUCACCACCCCUCUUCGAACGCCCUCCACCCAACCAUCUCCCACCUGCACCCCCCACCCCCAACAUCGCACAGCAACUUCUCCUCCAACGCCCCCUCCUCCCUCCGCGCAACCCCCAUGGACAGCACCAAAGUCACCGAAACAGUCGGCCGCAUGCUGCAAUGUGUGUCUGUGCUCGUGUCUCUGCAGUCCAGCGAUGAUGCGCAGGAGAAAAUCGGAAGGCUGAAUAAGGAGUUGAAGUAUAAUUGGCUGGGCAGGGGGAGGACGGGACGCCAGAGACAGGGGUUUGUUGGGCCGAGGGGAGGGAAGAGUUUGGGGUUGGGGAUGGGGAUGGGGAAUGACACGUUUAUGGGUUGCGUGUGUAGACCGCGCCGGCGUUUUAUGUCUUUUCCUUCCUUGUUUUUCUUUCUUUCUGGGUUAUACGUUGUAGGAUGUAGGAUUUCGAUUACAUAUCUCACUGGAUAUGGGAGUGACGUCACUCGCAACAACGCUCAAACUACUGUCGCCACCAUGCCCACAGCAGUAAUAACAGGCGCAAACUCCGGCAUCGGCCAUGCGCUCGCCAAGAUCCUUCUGAACGAAGGCUACGAUGUAAUUGCAACAGAUCAAACCCUCGGUCCUGCCAUAAGAUCCCUUUCCUGCCCCGUACAACAGCUCGACAUCACCUCCCCAGACUCAAUCAAUGGGUGUGCGACUGCUAUUGGCGCAGACACAUCAAUCGACCUCCUCCUCCACGUCGCCGGCAUCAUGGAAAGACCUGAAGAAGAUACACUCCACACAGUCGACAUGUCAAAACUGCAGAAAACCUUCGCGGUGAACACUUUCGGACCACUUUUAUUAACGCAAGCCCUCUUACCCAACAUUCUCAAAUCUCCCUCCCCCAAGAUCGGCGUAGUAUCAAGCCGCGUGGGCAGUAUGGCAGACAAUACCUCCGGGGGCCAGUACGCGUACCGCGCUAGUAAAGCGGGCGUGAAUAGUUUGUUCAAGAGUAUGAGUGUGGAUUUGAAAGAGCAGGGUGUGACUGUUCUGGUGCUGCAUCCGGGGAUUGUCAAGACGAAUCUAGAUCCGAGGCAUAACGAAGGAGAGGAUGUGCCGGGAGCGGUGGAGCCGGAUGAGGCGGCGAGGGGGCUGUGGGAUGUGUUGAGUACGAAGGGGAUGGCGGAUACGGGGAGAUUUUUUCAUAGGACUGGGGAGGAGUUGCCUUGGUAG
This is a messenger RNA of Alternaria rosae, 3459 nucleotides long. RefSeq lists its product as uncharacterized. Gene Ontology annotation, cellular component: TORC2 complex. Gene Ontology annotation, biological process: TORC2 signaling. Bases 1 to 3459 code for a protein of 1152 amino acids. Lineage: Eukaryota; Fungi; Ascomycota; Dothideomycetes; Pleosporales; Pleosporaceae. The record is from RefSeq and is a predicted model, not a curated record. The transcript has 5 exons.